UGUGCUCUGCCGAGCCGUCUUCGCCCGGCUCUGGGCGGGCUGAGUCACGGCCCGGCUCGGCCCGGCCCGAGCCAGGGAAGACGAGCCCUGCCGCCCCGCCGCCGCUGCCUCCAGGGCCCUGGGGCCUUUGCACCUGUCAUUUCCAGCCUGGCACCAAGCCUUCAGCUGUCACCCUAGCGAAGACUCCUUAGCUUUUUAUACCCUUCAUUUUCCAGUUUAUUCUGUGCUUAUUUCACGGUCAGUCUGGUGACCCUGUAGGUUGCGCUUGGAGGGGCCGUGUCUGCGGCAACAGACUGCCGUGGUCUGGGCGUUGGGCGCCCGGCUGACUCCGGGGCUGGGGCGGCCCCCGCGGUCUCCAUGGUAACGGCCCCGCCGGCGUCUCCGCCUCUAGGGGAAGAUGCGGCCUGCAGGGCCCGCAGCCUCGCUCGCGGCCGGACGGCGGCCGCUGAAGACGGAGGCCCAGGCCGCUGGCCUGCGGGGCAGCGGGCACCAGCCGGAGAAAGAAACAAGCAGCUCAUGGAGAGGCUGAAAGAAGCGAUUUUCGAGCGCUACCCAAACUCGAAGAGUUAACUUCAGCAACUGGACUCACCGACUGGUUUUCCUUCAUUUUCAGUGAAAUCCCAUUCUCUGGCUGGAGACACAGAUGGCCUCAAAUGAGAGAGAUGCUAUAUCGUGGUACCAAAAGAAGAUUGGAGCAUAUGAUCAGCAGAUAUGGGAAAAAUCAAUCGAACAGACUCAGAUUAAGGGCUUCAAAAACAAACCAAAAAAGAUGGGUCACAUAAAGCCAGACUUGAUUGAUGUUGACUUAAUCAGAGGCUCAACAUUUGCCAAAGCCAAGCCUGAAAUUCCAUGGACAUCUCUAACUCGGAAGGGGCUUGUUCGAGUUGUAUUUUUUCCGUUGUUCGUUAAUUGGUGGAUUCAGGUUACCUCUUUAAGAAUCUUUGUUUGGCUGCUACUGCUUUACCUCAUGCAAGUUAUAGCGAUCAUCUUAUAUUUGAUGAUGCCUAUUGUGAAUAUAAGUGAAGUACUUGGACCCUUGUGCCUUAUGCUACUCAUGGGAACUGUCCACUGUCAAAUUGUGUCUACUCAGAUAACAAAGCCGUCAGGAAACAAUGGAAAUCGGAGAAGAAGAAAAUUACGAAAAACUAUAAAUGGUGAUGGGAACCGAGAAAAUGGAACUAACUCCUCUGAUAAAGUCAGAGGAAUAGAAACUUUGGAAUCUGCACCCAUUAUUGGUGGUUUUUGGGAAACACUCUUUGGCAACAGGAUUAAAAGAGUAUCUAACAAAGGGACUGAAACUGACAAUGAUGCAAGUUGUCUCCAUCCUAUCAUUAAGAAGAGACAAUGUCGACCAGAGAUGAGAAUGUGGCAAACAAGAGAGAAAACAAAAUUUUCAGAUGGAGAAAAGUGCCGUAGGGAGGCUUUUAGGCAUUUGGGUAAUGGGAUUUCAGAUGAUCUGUCAAGUGAGGAAGAUGGGGAAGCACGGACACAGAUGAUAUUACUGCGGAGGAGCGUGGAAGGGGCCUCAAGUGACAAUGGCUGUGAAGUGAAGAAUAGAAAAUCAAUACUUUCAAGGCACUUAAAUUCUCAGGUAAAGAAAACCACUACAAAGUGGUGUCAUAUUGUACGGGAUUCAGAUAGUCUGGCUGAAUCAGAAUUUGAAUCAGCAGUCUUCAGCCAGGGCUCUAGAUCUGGUGUGAGUGGUGGCUCUCGAAGUGUCAACAUGUCAAGAAGAGACUCAGAAAGCACCCGCCAUGACUCAGAGACUGAGGAUAUGCUGUGGGACGACCUGCUGCAUGGCCCAGAGUGCCGGUCAUCUGUCACCAGUGACAGUGAGGGGGCCCAUGUGAAUACCCUUCACUCAGGGACCAAACGCGACCCCAAAGAGGAUGUUUUUCAACAGAACCAUUUAUUCUGGCUUCAGAACUCAAGUCCUGCCUCUGAUCGAGUCAGUGCAAUAAUCUGGGAAGGUAAUGAGUGCAAAAAGAUGGAUAUGUCCGUGUUGGAAAUAAGUGGCAUCAUCAUGAGCAGGGUUAAUGCAUAUCAGCAAGGAGUAGGUUAUCAGAUGCUGGGAAAUGUUGUCACCAUUGGAUUAGCAUUUUUUCCUUUUAUACAUCGACUUUUCCGUGAGAAGAGCCUUGACCAACUAAAGUCCAUUUCAGCUGAGGAGAUCUUGACUCUCUUUUGUGGCGCACCACCUGUUACACCUAUUAUUAUUUUGUCUAUAAUUAAUUUUUUUGAAAGAUUGUGUCUUACUUGGAUGUUUUUUUUCAUGAUGUGUGUGGCAGAGAGAACAUAUAAACAGAGAUUUUUAUUUGCAAAACUCUUCAGCCAUAUUACUUCAGCCAGGAAAGCUAGGAAAUAUGAAAUACCUCAUUUCAGACUUAAAAAGGUGGAGAAUAUUAAAAUAUGGUUAUCACUUCGUUCCUAUCUAAAGAGACGGGGUCCACAGCGUUCAGUCGAUGUGGUUGUGUCUUCAGUCUUCUUACUGACACUUUCGAUUGCUUUUAUUUGUUGUGCCCAGGUUCUCCAAGGACAUAAAACUUUCCUGAAUGAUGCUUAUAACUGGGAGUUUUUGAUCUGGGAAACAGCUUUACUACUUUUUUUACUGCGCCUGGCCUCAUUGGGGUCUGAAACCAAUAAGAAAUACAGCAAUGUUUCGAUAUUGCUUACUGAACAGAUUAAUUUAUAUCUUAAGAUGGAAAAAAAGCCAAAUAAGAAAGAACAGCUUACUCUAGUAAACAAUGUAUUAAAGCUGUCCACCAAGUUGUUGAAAGAGCUGGACACACCAUUUAGACUCUAUGGACUGACAAUGAAUCCCUUAAUCUACAAUAUCACAAGAGUAGUUAUCCUUUCUGCUGUCUCAGGUGUUAUAAGUGAUCUUCUAGGAUUUAAUAUAAGACUGUGGAAAAUUAAAUCAUAAGCUGAGUUAAAAGCCUGAACUCUCUCCCCUGGCUGGCAUCAGUACUUACCCAUUACGGAAGGAGCUGACAGCAGAAACUAGUGAGAUACCCACCUGCUUGUUCACGUGCACAGGUGUUCUCAGCUCUGCGAAAUCUAAUGAAUGGUGUUUCCAGAGGAACAAGUCCUUUUCCAACUGGGUGUGCAUGCUAAAAAGCUGUAUUCUCAUGGUUUUCAAAAAUAUGAAUAGUCAGACUAAAGACUGUUACGGUAACACAAGAACAAUUUUCUAAGUUAGGAAAUUUAUUCUGGGUACUUCAGUACUGUGACAGUUAUAUUUACUGGAAAUAGUCUUUUGGGUAACUUUGGUAGAUGCCCAAAGCAUAAAGCAAAUAUCUUUUAUUGGAAAUAUGCAAAUUCAGUACUUUUCUAUUACAGUCUAUGGAAUUGGAGAUUUCAUUUCUCUAUCAAAGAGAGACCAAACAAACUAUUUUAGGUUGAAUGCAAAUAAAAGAACUUUACUGG
Lemur catta (Ring-tailed lemur) is the source of this 3426-nucleotide messenger RNA. It is a transcript of the gene PHTF1, whose product is annotated as putative homeodomain transcription factor 1. Gene Ontology annotation, cellular component: endoplasmic reticulum. Bases 644 to 2923 code for a protein of 759 amino acids. The record is from RefSeq and is a predicted model, not a curated record. The transcript has 19 exons. NCBI's taxonomy places the organism in Eukaryota, Metazoa, Chordata, Mammalia, Primates, Lemuridae.